This is a messenger RNA of Staurois parvus, 339 nucleotides long. NCBI's taxonomy places the organism in Eukaryota, Metazoa, Chordata, Amphibia, Anura, Ranidae. The record is from the annotation of a GenBank genome assembly.
UGACAAAAUGGAACCCACCAGCAGUGUGAGGAGACCUGAAAGUGGCACAUGGCAGAGUGUGGCGAUGGAGACAGCAGCAAUGGGGGGCCGUACAGGGACCCAUGACACACUCUGGACCUGGCAGCAGCAUGAGGAGGCGGUACAGGGGCCCAUGACAGAUUACGGGCCUGGCAGCAGCAUGAGGAGUCGCCGGUACAGGGGGCCAUGAAUCAGUAUGGACCUGGCAGCAGUGUGAGGAGACCCGAAAGUGGCACAUGGCGCAGGGUGGCGGUGGAGUCAGCAGCGUGAGCAGCGGUACAGGGGCCCGUGGCAGUGUGGUGAUGGGGGCUACAGCAACUG